CUGCAGAUUGCAUCACAUUCAUCGAAGAAGAAUACGUUUGGUUGGGUGCGUGCCGAAGUGCUCGGAGCACUGAUUAAUGGUGUAUUCCUGUUGGCACUGUGCCUUUCGAUCUUCAUCGAAUCAUUAACGCGGCUUAUUGAGCCUCACGUGAUCAAGCAACCCGUUAACGUACUUAUUGUCGGCGUCAUUGGUCUCAUUAUCAAUUUCAUUGGCAUUUUUAUGUUUCACAGUCACGCGUACGGUCACAGCGAUCAUAGCCGAGAUGCUCCGCUGCAGCCACAGCCUGGUCGCCGGCAAACUCAUGUCACGAUUGACGACAAUGAAAGCCAUUAUCUCAUGUCAUCUCAUCAGGAGGGUGCAAUGGCGAUGGCUAAUCUUCAGGAAGUUCGUCCCAGUGAAACCAGCUCCCAGCAGGCUCACGUUGCAGAUGUUAAAAGUAAAGAAAAGCAAAAAAAAGAAUUAUCAAGGCAGCUGAAUAUGCAGGGCGUAUUUCUGCAUGUGCUUAGCGACACAAUUGGCUCCGUGAUUGUUAUUAUAACUGCGCUGGUUGUGCUCUUUGUACCCGGCCAAGAAUUCCUCAAAAACUAUUUAGAUCCUCUGCUAAGCAUGGUAUUGGUGGCUUUAAUGGUCUCGUCUACAUUUCCAUUGGUUCGUGAAACAGCACUUAUUCUGAUGCAGACAACUCCUGGAUUCAUUGAAAUUGAAGAAAUUAAGAGGGAACUUCUUAAUAUCCAAGGAGUGGAAGCGAUACACGAAUUUCAUGUGUGGCGAUUAGUGGGUGAACGAAUUAUCGCUACAGUACAUAUAAAAUUCUCGGAUCUCGCGGCAUUUCUGGCAGCUGCCGAUCAAAUCCGCACUUUAUUCCAUAAUAAUUCCAUUCACAGUACUACCAUACAACCCGAAUUUUCAGAGGUGCAUACUUAUUGUCUUCAUUUGUUAUUUGGGACGUGA
Messenger RNA from Gongylonema pulchrum, 951 nucleotides. The record is from the annotation of a GenBank genome assembly. Lineage: Eukaryota; Metazoa; Nematoda; Chromadorea; Rhabditida; Gongylonematidae.